UUCUAAUUGGUUGGAUUAUUUAAUGAAUAAGCAUGUUCUAUCUCUUGUUUGAUUAAUUUAUGUUCUAUAUUAUAUUAAUGAUAAGAUAAUCAUAUACGAAAACGAUUGGGAUAAAAGCACUGUUGAAUUGAACGUAUAGUUCAGUUGUAAGGAUCGCUAUGAGGUCGCUACUCACUUGCCUCGUCACUGUCUGCGUGGCAGCGGCGUGUGUCCGCGGGGACCGGUACCACCCCGCGGACCCUGGCAGCCGAGCUGCUGCCACCGUUGUGAAUCGUGCCGAGACCUCUGCCAACUAUUGGGCCCAAGAAGCGCAGGCAGCUAUCAAAGCCCGGCUGGAGCGCAAAGAGAGCGUCAAGAAAGCACGCAACGUGGUCAUGUUCCUGGGCGACGGCAUGUCCGUGCCCACACUCGCGGCCGCGAGGACACUGCUCGGCCAGCGGCGUGGAGAAACCGGCGAGGAAGCCAAAAUGAAUUUUGAAAAAUUUCCCACUGUUGGUCUGGCUAAGACGUACUGCGUGAAUGCCCAGAUUGCAGACUCAGCGUGCACUGCUACAGCGUAUUUGUGUGGUGUUAAAACAACUUACGGGGCUAUUGGAGUGAACGCGGAGGUGGCGCGAAGGGAUUGCGACGCGUCCACCGAUACUAGCAGACACGUCGCAUCUAUCGCCGAGUGGGCGCUGGCAGACGGCCGCGACGCUGGUGUCGUUACGACGACUCGGAUCACCCACGCGUCACCCGCGGGAGUGUACGCUAAGGUGGCUGACCGCGACUGGGAGCACAACCAGGCAGUGCUGAACCACGGCCACGAUACUGAUCGGUGCCCUGACAUUGCGCUCCAGCUCGUGCACAAGCACCCGGGAAACAAACUCAAGGUUAUAUUUGGUGGAGGAAGACGAAACUUUUUGCCAAUAGACGUCCGAGAUGAAGAAGGAGAAGUCGGGCGCCGAACUGACAACCGAAAUCUCAUCCGCGAAUGGUUGCAAGACAAGGAAGAUCGCAAUGUUACCAAUAAAUAUGUUUGGAAUCGUCAGCAGUUAAUGAGUCUUAAUGAUGAUCUUCCUGAGUACAUUUUAGGACUUUUCGAGAGUAAUCAUCUUCAGUACAACCUGCAAGCUAAUCUUACUACUGAACCCACGUUGACUGAGCUAACUGAGAUAGCAAUCCGAUCCCUGAGUAGAAACGAGAAGGGCUUCUUCCUGUUCGUGGAAGGCGGCCGCAUCGACCACGCUCACCACGACAACCUCGUAGAGCUAGCGCUGGACGAGACGCUGGAGAUGGACAAGGCCGUGGCGCGCGCCGCCGAGCUGCUCUCAGAGGACGACUCGCUUAUUGUGGUCACAGCGGACCACGCACACGUCAUGGCUUUCAAUGGGUACUCGAGACGGGGACAUGACAUCCUCGGCCCUUCCAGAGACUUGGACGAAGACGGAGUGCCUUACAUGACGCUGUCUUACACUAACGGUCCCGGCUUCCGGGCGCAUGUGGACGGCAAACGCCCUAAUGUCACCGCCGAGUCGGAUUACCGAGGUCUACAGUGGGAGGCCCACGUAGACGUUCCACUGGAAGACGAAACGCACGGUGGGGACGACGUGGCGGUGUUUGCGCGCGGGCCGCACCACUCCAUGUUCACGGGGCUGUACGAGCAGAGCCAGCUGCCGCACCUCAUGGCGUACGCCGCCUGCAUCGGCCCCGGCAGACACGCCUGCAGCGGCGCCACGCACGUGCUGGGCCAGCCUGUCCUGCUCUUCGCUCUCUUUAUAUUGCUUACUUCACUAUUCCAAUUAUGA
This is a messenger RNA of Spodoptera exigua (beet armyworm), 1787 nucleotides long. The record is from the annotation of a GenBank genome assembly. NCBI's taxonomy places the organism in Eukaryota, Metazoa, Arthropoda, Insecta, Lepidoptera, Noctuidae.